AUGGGGACUCCCAAUGCCAUGUGCCAAGUCGGCAGGGUACUCGACGUCAAAAGCUCAUCUUUCAUCACCCGUCGUUCCAUUGUGUGGAUCCGGAUGGGUUCUUGUCUCAAGGGAAACAACCCUACACAGCCCUACUGUGGUCAUGAUGCCAACGUUGGAAGCAAAUGCCCAAUACAAGAGGCAUGUCGUGGACUCAGCUCUGCCGAGCAAAGUUCCAAGAAAUAA
Molecule: messenger RNA, 225 nt
Organism: Diaporthe batatas
Lineage: Eukaryota; Fungi; Ascomycota; Sordariomycetes; Diaporthales; Diaporthaceae
Exons: 2
Coding region: 1-225 (74 amino acids)
Source: RefSeq, a predicted model, not a curated record